Messenger RNA from Cherax quadricarinatus, 1115 nucleotides. The record is from RefSeq and is a predicted model, not a curated record. Lineage: Eukaryota; Metazoa; Arthropoda; Malacostraca; Decapoda; Parastacidae.
UGGUCAGGAAGAACUGCUCAGAUAUCAGCACCAUUAAACACAAGAUGUGCGGAGGGCAGUAACAACUUGUUGCACGUACCAUCUUGUGCAGCAUCCUGGAAUGUAACAUUGACACUGAGAAACAAGUCUGCUGGUAUCAGUGAUGUGGCUAAGGAUGUAGAUGAUGAACCUGGGCAUCUGGUUAUUGAAGAUGAUUCCCUAGAAGAAGGAGAAUUUUUUGACAGCCCAUGUCAUGAGAACAGAAAGAGUCAUUUUAAAGAUGUUGGGAAACAAGUAAAUGUUCACGAAUCUGUGAUUCAUGAACUAAAUCAUCUUUUUCAAAUUAACCAUAUUGAUGCUUUACGUAUGGUUCAUUCCAAGAAAUUCCUCGCUGUGUCUGAUGCUGCUAUUUUGAAAACUCUUCACUCUAAAGACAUAAAUAUCUCAUCUCAACAGCUACAACGAAUACCUUGGAUAAUGCUGCAUUGUUCAGAUGAUCUUCAAAGAAAAUUGAGGAAGUUGAAAGAGCCGCAUUUAUUCCACACUGACUCAGAAGCCCUAGGGUUUUGUUACUUUACGUUAAAUAUGAUAAUGAGAUAUCAGAAGUACUUCAUGUCGGAGGUGAAAACUUUUCCGCAUCACCCAAACCGUGUCUAUUACCUGGCUGAAAGAUUGGAGGUGCCAGUGGAACUUGUCACGGAGAAGAUUGUCAAGACUAAGCAAAUACUGACUAUGUCAUUAAACCGUAUAGACCACAUGCUCGAUAUUCUCUAUGCAUAUGGGAUGCAGCCAGAGGACAUUGUGCCUGACUUAUGGGUUUUCUACCACCAAAUUAAAAGAGUGGAGGAGAGAUUGCAGCGAGCUGCACAGGCAGGAUGUAAGAGACCUAAGCCGUGGAUUUGUCAUGCAACUCAUCAAGUUUUUGAGAGAUUCUGUGAACGCCAACAGUCCCAGAAAGAGGAACUGACAGGGCACAAAGAUUUGGCAAGCUACUUAUCACAUAAGCUGGAGUGUGACCGCUAUGUGAUUGAAGUAUACUUUGAGCGCAACCGAAAUCUGGAGCGCAUGCAUGUUAGCAUGUUUAAAAAGAAACUUGAUCUUUUGUUUUCUGUAGGAUUUACCCCACAGGAUAUCAG